AAUUGAAAAAACGCGUUCCAUUUCCCAGCUAAGAUAGGCCAACAAAGCUGUUUUCCUUUCUCGAUCUUUAGACCCCAAUAGAAAAAAAGGAAAAACCGAAAUCUGUUCCGAUUUCUUUCAGAACGGUGUCGAUCUAUACAUUUCUUCCUCGACGAUUUCUCUCUUACGGUUUCUUCUAUAGCAAUGGCUGUUGAUUCUUCGCGAUCUCAUGUUCGCUUCCGCCUCUAACAAUCUCUCUCAAUUCCAUAAUUAAUACGUAGAAGCAAAUAAUUCUAGAUCAUUGAAACAUGGAUAUUUCGCCAGAACGCAGCUUGAGCGAAAAUGGGGGAUAUGACAGCUCUAAUGAAGCUCAUGCUGAUGAUGUCAAUAUUCAAUCAUUGGUUGAGUGGUUAAACCAUGCCCUACCUCAUUUAAAUAUGCCAUUGGAUGCUUCAGAGGAGGAACUGAGAGCAUACUUGAUUGAUGGCACUGUCUUGUGUAGUAUUUUGAACAAGUUCUGUCCUGGUUUAGUUGAAAUGAGAGGCAGUUCUGAACCUGGACCAGAAAAUAUCCGAAAGUUUCUAGCAGCUAUGGAUGAAUUGGCCUUGCCUAGGUUUGUACUUGCAGACAUACAGGAGGGAUACAUGGAGCCAGUUCUGCAGUGUCUUGUGACCCUUAAAACACACAUUGAAUUUAAUGGUGGGAAAGAGAGCAUCCGUGAGCAUCUAAGAAGAAGAUGGAAUCUACCAAAGAUGGAGUUUUCAGAGGGAAUCGAUAACUCGCAAGUGGACACAAUGACAUAUGGUGAAAACUCUUCCAUAUAUGGAGAAGAGAGGCAAAGAGAUUCUUUUGACAACAAAUAUGGAAGCGCGUCUGCUGCUUUGGUGCAUGAUGUUGUACACAAUUUAUCUGAGAUGUUCCAACAAAAGCAAGGGUCUUAUGCUGAUCUUUCAGAUUCCAAUAUUUUGGAAUUGAUGAAAUCAAAUGGGCUGGACAAUACCUCUACUCGAACAUUGUUCAGCUUAGUGAACAGAAUUCUGGAAGAAAGCAUUGAAAGAAAGAAUGGGCAUGUCCAUCAUCAGAUGGCUCAUAUAGUGAAGAAAGUUGUGCAAGUUAUUGAACAACGGGUUUCAACUCUAGCAGUGAACUUGAAAGAUCAAAACAAUCUUUACAAGGUUCGCUUGGGAAAGUGCCAAUCACGAAUAAAAGUCUUAGAGACCCUUGCAGCUGGAACCACAGAAGAAAUUCGGGUUUUGUUGUCACAGCUACAGCAAAUCAAGAUUGAGAAAACUAAAAUAGAGGAAAAGAAAAAACUUGAAGAGCAGGAGCUACUUAGAACAAAGCAAGAGAAAAUCCACAGUGAUAUUGAGAACUCAACGCUGAAACAUGAACUAGAGAUAGCCAAGACAACACAUGAAGAGCAUUGCUUGCUAUUGCAAGUGCAGGCUGAGGAAACUAAAGUUGAAUUGGAGAAGAAAUUAAAGGAACUUGAAUGCUUCUUAGCAGAAUCAAUGAAGAGGGUGAAAGAACUCGAGUCAUUUUCUGAAUCUAAAUCACAGAGAUGGAAAAGUAAAGAGGGCUCCUAUAGAAGCUUUAUAGAUUAUCAAUCUAGAGCUUUGAAGGAAUUGAGGGCAGCUGCUGACUCUGUAAAACAUGAGAUCUUGAAGGCCAAAAGGAGUUACGCCGAGGAAUUUAAUUUCUUGGGUGUGAAGCUUAAAGGACUAGCAGAUGCUGCUGCAAAUUAUCAUUCAGUUCUUGCAGAAAAUCGAAGGCUGUACAAUGAGGUUCAGGAUUUGAAAGGCAAUAUUAGAGUGUAUUGUCGGAUAAGACCAUUCCUUCCUGGACAAUCUAAGAAGCGAACAACAGUAGAAUAUAUCGGUGAGAAUGGUGAAUUGGUUAUAUCAAAUCCUUCAAAACAAGGAAAAGACAGUCAUAGGCUUUUCAAAUUAAACAAGGUUUUUGGUCCAGCAGCUACUCAAGAGGAGGUAUUUUUAGACACCCAACCACUUAUUCGGUCUGUUCUUGAUGGAUACAAUGUAUGUAUAUUUGCAUAUGGUCAAACAGGCUCAGGAAAGACCUAUACAAUGAGUGGGCCUAAUAUGACAUCACAAGAAGAUUGGGGGGUCAAUUACCGAGCGCUGCAUGAUCUUUUUCAGAUCUCCCAAAACAGGAAAAGCUCCAUUUCAUAUGAAGUUGGUGUUCAAAUGGUAGAAAUUUACAAUGAGCAAGUUCGUGAUUUACUCUCAAGUGAUGGUCCUCACAGAAGACUUGGGAUUUGGAGUACAACCCAACCAAAUGGUUUGGCUGUCCCUGAUGCCAGCAUGCAUGCUGUUACAUCAACUGCAGAUGUGUUGGAAUUAAUGCGCAUUGGGUUAAUGAACCGUGCAGUGGGCGCUACAGCUCUAAAUGAAAGAAGUAGUAGAUCCCACAGUGUUCUCACCAUUCAUGUCUAUGGCAUGGACUUGGAAACUGGUGCUGUUUUACGUGGUAACCUACACUUGGUUGACCUUGCUGGUAGUGAAAGAGUGGAUCGAUCUGAAGCUACUGGAGAAAGGUUGAGGGAAGCACAACAUAUAAAUAAAUCAUUAUCUGCACUCGGGGAUGUUAUAUUUUCUUUAGCGCAAAAGAGUCAGCAUGUGCCAUACAGAAAUAGCAAACUAACUCAAGUACUUCAAAGUUCAUUAGGUGGUCAAGCGAAGACCCUCAUGUUUGUGCAGCUUAAUCCUGAUGUAGAUUCCUAUUCAGAAACUAUAAGUACUUUGAAGUUUGCUGAGAGGGUUUCAGGGGUUGAGUUAGGUGCUGCAAAGAGCAACAAAGAGGGGAGAAAUAUUAGAGAACUCAUGGAGCAGGUUGGAUUGCUCAAAGAGACAAUUUCAAGGAAAGAUGAAGAGAUUGAGCGGCUGCAGCAUCUCCAGGCGAGUGGCAAUAGUGUGAAGUGUGAUAUGAAUUCACGUAGGUAUGAUUCCUCUUCUCCAAGAAGACAUUCAAUUGGGACUGCACUGCAUAACCAUAGGCUAUCAGGAGGGAAAGGUUCAGGGCUUUUCGAGAAAGCAUCUUCUGAUACGGACAACUGUUCUGGGAACAGUGAAAGACACUCUGAAGCUGGUUCUGUAAAGUCAAUGGAUGACUUUAAGGAUCUCAAAACUUUGCUUCCACAGUCAAAGUCAAUGGAUUACUUAUCACUCAAAAAGGAAUUUGUCUCUCAGCCUAAGUUUGUGGGACCAGGUGUUGAUCAGAAUGAUAAAGAAGACCUUGAUCUCUUGGGCUUUGGAGAUGCAGAUUCUGAUGAGCGAUUAAGUGACAUAUCUGAUGGUUGUCUUUCAAGGGCUGAAACUGAAGGCUCUCUGGGUAGUGCAGUAGAGUUCACUCUUUUCCCUGAAUCUAAACCUUCUGAAGUUGCAAAACCAGCCGGAAAGGCUGAGAACAAGAGCAGACUGACUUUUGCAUCUGGGCUUCCUAAGCCUUCGCAAAGACCGGCGCAAACAAGAUUACCACGCUUGUCUCUGGCUAAGAGCUCUGCCUCUAAGGCUUCAUCGAGUAUGUCAGAAUCUAGGAAACCUCCUGCAAGCGGUUUCUCUGCAACCAAGCCAGGGAAACGAUGGCACUGAAAGUGGAGGGAGUUUUAAGAUGGUAGAAGAAUUGACACUUAACCUUAGCAGCUGGUGUCUCUAACUGAAAAUGAUUGUCGUUACCUCUAGUUGCUUCCAUUUGUCUCGUGGAAGUGUUUGUAUUUGUAUAUACUCAAGGAUGGGCAAAAUGGUAACUCACGUUGGUUUUACCAUUUUGUCACUAUUUAUAUCACGUUCUGUUUUUUGUUUUUA
This is a messenger RNA of Populus trichocarpa (black cottonwood), 3800 nucleotides long. RefSeq names its product kinesin-like protein KIN-14J. The transcript has 22 exons. The record is from RefSeq and is a predicted model, not a curated record. Gene Ontology annotation, biological process: microtubule-based movement. Lineage: Eukaryota; Viridiplantae; Streptophyta; Magnoliopsida; Malpighiales; Salicaceae. Bases 288 to 3587 code for a protein of 1099 amino acids. Gene Ontology annotation, molecular function: microtubule motor activity; microtubule binding; ATP binding.